Messenger RNA from Chlorocebus sabaeus (green monkey), 910 nucleotides. It is a transcript of the gene TMEM275, whose product is annotated as transmembrane protein 275. The record is from RefSeq and is marked validated. Lineage: Eukaryota; Metazoa; Chordata; Mammalia; Primates; Cercopithecidae.
AGGACUGCAACAGCUCACAGGGUUGUAGUGAAGGUUAAAUGUGCUAAUGUAGGGAAAGUGCUUAGCACAGAGUUGCUGCUCAACAUGAGUGUCCCUCCCUCUCAACCAGAACCCCUGUGUGGCAGCUGACUUCCCAGGGAAACAACGGAAUCCCAGCCUAAAGCAAAUAAUCUGGUACAAUGAGCAGUUAGGGUUACUGAAGACGAUGAUUAUCAUGUGAUGAGCACCUAAGCUGAACUGGACACUGUGCUGAGCACCUUCCAGCCAUUCUCUCACUCAAUGAGUCCAGGACUAGCGCGAGGCGGCUCCUGGCAUUUGGGCUGUUCCCGGCCGGCGGCAAGAGGGAGCUUGAUGCGUGCCCGGCGUGCGCAGGCCGAUGCCGCCGGCAGAAAAGAGCAAGGGACCACCGGUCCUGGCGCCCGCGGAACGCGCCCGGGGCCGGGUGUCGGGCCUGCAGUCGCCUGCGCUGUGCUGCGCCUGCGGUCUGUGCGCGCUGCUGGCUGGCGUGAACGUGACGCUGGCGGGCGCCUUCGCCUCCUUCCUGCCCAGGCACAACCCGCUGCUCGUUGUGGGACCGGGGCUGCUGAUGCUGGCGCUCGGCUUCUUCGCGGCCUGCUGCGUGUGUAGCCGCCGGGGCCCCGCGCCCGGCGCGCGCUCGGCGGCCGCGGUGGGCCCUGGUCAGGGUGGCGGCCGCGCCGGACCCGUGGCGCUGGAGAUGGAGAGCAGCGAGCGCACGGCACAGGACACCACAGCAGUGCAGCUCAGCCCUGCAGUCUCAGCCGCGUCCUCCGGCCGCUCCAGCCCCGGCCCCAGCACCCUCGCCUUGGAGGCCCCAGCGCCCGCGGCCGUCUGCGCGCUGUGCUCGGAAGGGGUCCAGCUCAACCCGCCCCGGGAGCGGGCCGCCCCCUAG